UAUUUUCUUGACCUCUCUUUACCCACCUCCAUUUCUGAAUCCUCUGGAGCCAGGCUCUAGGUCACCACAAGCAUGUCCCUGCUCAGGUCACCAGCCCCCCCAGCUCAUAUGCUGCGAGCGUCAAUGGCUGCUCGCAGAGCACUCUCCAGCUCACCUGUCCCACGCCAGGAGGUCGUGACGCCAGCAGUCGGAACGGUCGGAUCAUUACCUCCUCCACGAAGAGGUGGAUUCAGAGGAGGAAUCCUAGGCUUCCUCUUUGGCUUCUCACUAGCCGGCUCGCUAGCCCUCUACUAUCUGAAUCAAGAACGAGAAGUCGCUUCGGGACUCCUUAUAGCGAGUAUAGACGAGCUGCAACAGAGCACAGGCAAGAUAACAUCCCAUCUGGACCGGCUGCAACAGGUUGAAAAAGAGGUAGCGAGUUUGAAAUCGUCGAUGGCUCAGAGAGACGAUGUGGUCAAAGUCAGAGGAGAGAUGAAAAAGGUCUAUGACGGACUACACCUUGAGCUGCUGGACAUGCGAGCGCAUGUGUGGGGAGUGGAGCAGGAUCUCCAAAAAGUCGUCAAGACGGAGUCAAUACGCAUCUGAAGUGAACAAGGUGGAAGGGAUGGCCAGAGCGAUCAGGCGAAUGGUGCCAGGAAAGGCGACAAACUCGGAUGCAUCGCACUUGAAACGCAUCUUGGUCUUUAGAAUGGUGGUUAGGUCAGGGUCGUCUGAUCUUGUCCAUGAAGAUGUGCAUGAUGUUGAUAAUGGCUACAUGUACAACAUG
Kockovaella imperatae is the source of this 766-nucleotide messenger RNA. RefSeq lists its product as hypothetical. NCBI's taxonomy places the organism in Eukaryota, Fungi, Basidiomycota, Tremellomycetes, Tremellales, Cuniculitremaceae. The coding region runs from base 73 to 585 and encodes 170 amino acids. The transcript has 7 exons. The record is from RefSeq and is a predicted model, not a curated record.